Cyprinus carpio (common carp) is the source of this 17068-nucleotide messenger RNA. RefSeq names its product SCO-spondin, pseudogene (gene sspop). The record is from RefSeq and is a predicted model, not a curated record. Gene Ontology annotation, cellular component: extracellular matrix. Lineage: Eukaryota; Metazoa; Chordata; Actinopteri; Cypriniformes; Cyprinidae. Gene Ontology annotation, molecular function: protein binding.
UCACACGUUCAAACACAAUACUGCAUGGAUCUUGGAUGGAAAGACAUACACUGCUCCUUACACUCUUCUUCUUCUUCUUCUUCACUGAAUGCACAAGUUUCUGUCAUUUAAGAGCAUCCUAAAAAAAAAAAACACGUGUUUUAAAAUGGAAAUCUCUGACUGUAGGAAAUGUUGGAUGGUGGCAGCUGUGUUUGUGUCUGGACACCCCCAAAUCUCUUUUGAAGCUCUGGGCCAGCGAUGUUGGUUGCGUUUACAUGCCCCCUGGUCUUCACCUAUUGACUUACUUUAUUAAAUAAACGCCCCUGAAAUCCUUCCACCAAAGUGAGUCUUUAUAGGAUUAGACUUGCACAAACAGCCCUCCACCAGAGGGAUCUACUGCUAACUUCACUACCCCCUUCCUCGGUCGGGACGGAGCACUACUAAACAUUGACGUCACCAAACGGUGAGCUAAUGGAUGCAUCUACAGCUGUGACCCACCGGACUUUCCACCAAUGACACGCCUUACACCUGCUGCCAUGGGACUGUCCAUCCUCACCAUUUAAAACCUACCAACCAGCACAUAACACGACCAAAUAACCACCAACAGCUGUGGAAAGGAGUGAAUACGGAGACAUAUCUACUGCUUUAUGGAUAUGGAAUAAAAAAAAGAGCAAUACAGGAAUAAAUAAAGACAAAGGAAUCAAUUUCAGACGUUUUGUGCUCAAGAGCUCCUGAUAAACUCUGACGACUUACUGUAGUUUCUUGACUUGAUGGUGAAGAACUCCAGCUCUUCAGAGACACAAUGAAGUUUCUGCUCGUGUCUCUACUGGGGUUUAAUCUGGUCGUGGUCAUGGGGCACUGGUGUGAACGUGUGGUGGAGGAGAAGGUGGAGAGGUUGGUGUCCCCCCGUGUUCAGCGUGAGGUGGAAUGUUCCACCGUCUAUCAGUUCAACACUCAGGGCUGGCGGCUGGAUGUGGAGCGAAUGAGGCACGAACACGGAGGAGACGACGGCAUCGCACUUUAUUACAAGAGACAGGGACCUAAAGCUUCCUGUUACAUAUUCAAACCUCCAGACAUUGAGACAGAGACAAUGAACCGGACGGUCAGACAGUGUUGUGAAGGCUGGGCCGGACCUGACUGCUCACAGGGGGUUGGUGCCCGGGGUCAGUGUUUCUCCACCUGGACGUGUGAGGAGUUUCCCGGGCUUCAGAACUCGUCUCUGAUGGCUCUGGAGCAGUGCUGCAGUAACCUGUGGGGCUUAAGCUGGAGAAACGCAUCCGAUCAGACCUGUCUGUCCUGCACCUACACGCUCCUGCCAGACGUCAGCUCUUCUCCUGUGGUGCGUGGAGGGCUGUUUCGUGGUGUUCGUGACCCGCAGGCGUCUGGCACCUGUAUGAGCUGGGGCGGGACACACUACCGUACCUUUGACCGCAAACACUUCCACUUCCAGGGCAGCUGCACUUACCUGCUGGCCUCAUCCACUGACGGGACGUGGGCCGUGUACAUGAGCACAGAGUGUGAUCCUGUGGGACACUGCCAGAAGGGACUGCGGCUGAUGUUGGGUCUUGGCUUGGUGUCCAUACAUAAAACCAAUAUGACUGUUAAUGGUUUAACACUACCGCAGGGUGAACCUCUCUUCCAAAACGGAGUCAGCGUUCACUGGCUGGGUGACUUUGUGUUUGUGGAGAGUGGUUUGGGUGUCAGACUGAAGUUUGACAUGGAGAACACCGUCUAUCUGACGGUAACCGUUGAACACCUCGCUGCCACCAGGGGGCUUUGCGGCGUUUAUAACAACAACCCAGAUGAUGACUUCACUACCAGCAGUGGAAGUGUGUCUCAGUAUGCUGCCAGCUUUGGAAACUCAUGGCGUGUUCAAGAUCAGCAAGGCCAGGUGUGUAGUGAUGCAGCAGAGUUGGGUCACAGCUGUGAUCUGUCCAGUGACGUCUCUCUCCGGCGGGACGCGGAAACAGCCUGUCACCGUCUCAAAGAGACUCCGUUCUCACACUGCCAUCACCAGGUGGAUCCGGGUCCGUAUAUCGACACGUGUCUGUAUCUGUACUGCAGUGUGGAUGUGAAGGACAGAGAUACAGCUGUGUGUGACACGUUAGCCAGCUACGUGCGCGAGUGUGUGCAACAACACAUCAUCAUCCGCUGGAGGAGCGCCGGCUUCUGUGAGCGUGUUUGUCCGAGCGGUCAGGUGUUCUCUGACUGUGUGUCGUCCUGUCCCCCCACCUGCUCGUCUCCUCGUCCUCCAGCGUCGGGUCAGUGUCGGGACGAGUGUGUGGGGGGGUGUGAGUGUCCACCGGGUCUGUACCUGCACGCGGGUCAGUGUCUGCGACGGGACGACUGUCCCUGCUUCCACAGACGCCACAGCUACAGCGCAGGAGACGCCAUCAGACAGCGCUGCAACACCUGUGUGUGUCGUGCCGGUCAGUGGGAAUGCAGUGGAGAGAAGUGUGAAGCUCAGUGCGCUGUGAUCGGAGCGAUGCACAUCACCACCUUCGAUCAGAAGAGAUACGGCCUGCAGGCCGGCGACUGCCGCUUCACGGCUGUAGAGGAUUUCGUGGAUAAAAAGCUCUCUGUCAGCCUCAGCGGAGGACCGUGUGCAGGAGGAGCUGCUGGAUGUCUGAGAGAAAUGACGGUCACUGCGCUUCAUACGACAGUCACUGUCACAGAUACAGGUUCGGUGAUGGUGAACGGUCAGCGGGAGCUGCUGCCGGUGAUCACAGGAGAUCUGAUGGUCAGAAAGGCUUCGUCCAGUGUUCUGCUGAUCCAGGCGUUUGGAGCUCAGAUGAUGUGGCACCUGGACGGACCUCUGCUCCUCAUCACCCUCCAGCCGGGAUUCGCUCAUAAGGUUCGUGGUUUAUGUGGCACUCUGACCUGGAGUCAGCGUGAUGAUUUCACCACACCUGAAGGUGACGUGGAGAACAGCGUGGCCUCUUUCGCUGCCAAGUUCAGAACAGAUUCAUGCCCUCUGCCUUCAGCGGUGACCUCUGACCCCUGCGGGACACACACACAGCGCAGGCAGUACGCAGAGAGCGUGUGUUCUGUGGUUCACAGCGCUGUGUUUCAGGCGUGUCAUGAUGUGGUGGACAGAGAGCCGUACAUGCGUCUGUGUCUCAGUGAAGUGUGCAGCUGCGGCCCGCAGAACUCCUGCCAGUGCACCGUCCUCACCGCCUUCGCCCGGCACUGCGCCCAAGAGGGGGCGCCGGUCAGCUGGAGAAACCACACAUUCUGCUCGGUGCAGUGCUCCGGAGGGCAGGUGUAUCAGGAGUGUGGGCGUCUGUGUGGGACGUCCUGCGCUGAUCUGUGGGACGGCUGGAGCUGUGAGGAGCAGGAGGGCAGCAGGGUCUGUGUGCCGGGGUGUCAGUGUCCAGAUGGACUGGCUCAGGACGAUCAGGGUCAGUGUGUGCCAGUGGACAUGUGUCCCUGCAGACACGCAGACGCGCUCCAUCCCGCCGGGAGCACCGUACACAAGAGCUGCAACCGCUGUGUUUGUGCACGUGGCGUGUGGAACUGCACGGAUCUGUCGUGUCCUGAGGUCAAUCAGUGUCCAGGCUCUCUGGUCUUCUCUCCUCGAUCGUGUCUGAGGACCUGCUCCAGUCCGAACUCUCCUCUGGACGCGUGUGCUGAACCCGUCCACGGCUGCGUCUGUCCUGAGGGAACCGUGCUGCUGGGUGAUCAGUGUGUGAAGCCGGACGAGUGUCCGUGUCACCACAACGACAGACUUUAUUUCACCAAUGACACCAUUUCUAAAGACUGCAACACUUGUGUGUGUCGUGAGCAGCGCUGGCACUGCGGUCAGUCGUUGUGUUCUGGCACCUGCGUGGCCACCGGUGACCCUCACUACAUCACGUUUGACGGCCGUUAUUACUCUUUCCUGGGCGACUGUGAGUAUGUUCUGGUGCAGGAGAGCAGCGGUUUGUUCAGCGUCAGCGCCGAGAACGUGCCCUGCGGCAGCACAGGAGUGACCUGCACCAAAUCUGUCACGCUGACCGUGGGAAACACGGCCAUACACCUGCUCAGAGGUAAAGCUGUGAUGGUCAACGGGGUUCCUGUGACUCUUCCAAAGUUGUAUUCGGGCAGUGGUUUGAUUCUGGAGCAGGUCGGGUUAUUUGUGUCCCUCUCGUCUCGACUCGGGGUCACUCUGCUCUGGGAUGGAGGAAUGCGUGUUUAUGUCCGGCUGAUGCCUCACUUGCGUGGCCAAGUCGAAGGAUUGUGCGGAAAUUUUGACGGAGAUGCAGAAAAUGACUUCACCACAAGACAAGGCAUCAUGGAAUCCACUCCAGAACUGUUUGGAAACUCCUGGAAGAUCAGUCCGUCGUGCCCUGAUGUCUCAGACCAGGAUCUCCGUGACCCCUGUGUUAUGAACCCUCACCGGGUGACGUGGGCCAGAAAGAAGUGUGCGGUGAUCAGUCAGGAGAUGUUCAGCUCGUGUCACUCAGAAGUGUCAUAUCAGCAAUACUACGACUGGUGUGUCUUUGAUGCCUGCGGGUGUGACUCCGGCGGUGACUGUGAGUGUUUGUGUACAGCUAUAGCUGCGUAUGCAGAAGAGUGUAACCGCAGAGGAGCGUAUGUGCGCUGGAGGUCACAGGAACUCUGCCCGCUGCAGUGUGAGAACGGUUUGGUUUAUGAGGCCUGUGGUCCUGCCUGUUCUCCAGCGUGUCCCGGCACUCCUUCUGUGUCUGAUCCCCUCUGCAGCGCCCUCUCCUGUGUGGAGGGAUGUUUCUGUCCUCACGGCACUGUGAGACACGGUGACAUCUGUAUCCCUCCGUCUCAGUGUCCGUGUGAGUGGGAGGGAUCUUUAUUUCCCGCAGGAGCGACCGUCACUCAACACUGUCAGAACUGCACUUGUUCUGAUGGUUUGUGGUGUUGUGUUGGAUCUCCAUGUCCUCCUCCUUCUCUCUGUGAGGACUCAGAGUUCCUGUGCUCCGGCGGCUCUCAGCGCUGUAUCCCCUCGGUCUGGCUCUGUGAUAAUGAGGAUGACUGCGGGGACGGUUCAGAUGAGGUCUGUCCCUCCACCUGUCCUCCAGAUCAGUUCCGCUGCUCCGGUGGCGCCUGCUUACCGCUGGAGCUCAGGUGUGACGGUCAUCCCGACUGCACCGACCAAUCAGACGAGGACUUCUGUGCCCCGACCUCACCAGAACCCGGCUGUCCGGCCGGAGAGUUCAGGUGUGUGAACGGACGCUGUCUGCCGGCUCAUAAAGUCUGUGACGGGAGGCUGGAUUGUGGAUUUGCUGAUGAUUCUGAUGAACACGACUGUGGGGUGUUGUGCAGACAGGAAGAGUUCCGCUGUUCGUCGGGUCGUUGUGUGUUGUUCCUCCACCGCUGUGACGGUCACGAUGACUGCGGAGACUACAGCGAUGAGAGAGGGUGUGUGUGUGCCAUCGGAGAGCUGCAGUGUCCUGGAGAUCAGUGUGUGUCUGCAGAGAGAGUGUGUGAUGGUCACAGGGACUGUCCUUCUGGCAUCGAUGAGCUCAUCUGUCCUGUCAAAGGAUGCAGUCAGUUUGAGUUCGGCUGCACUAGCGGUCAGUGUGUGCCGUUAGCUUGGCGCUGUGACGGCGAGACAGACUGUCUGGAUGGGAGCGAUGAGAAACACUGUUCUCGCACAUGUCAGUCUGACCAGUUCCUCUGCCAGACCGGAGACCAGUGCAUCCAACACCAACAGCUGUGUGACGGGACGCCCCACUGCAGAGACGCCUCAGACGAGAGCGUGGACAACUGCGGUUCCACACGGAUUCCUCCCUGUCCGGGAAGUUUCUCCUGUGAUAACCGCACAUGCGUUAACAUUUCACGCGUGUGUAACGGGAUUCCUGAUUGCCCUAAAGGAGAGGAUGAGAUACUUUGCGAUAAAGUCAGUCCCACCACAGCGCCACCUGGUGAGAGAAAUGCCAGUCGUGUUUGUCCAGAGUUCACCUGUGCUGAUGGAUCCUGUGUGCCCUUCAACGCGUUGUGUAAUGGUGCAGCAGACUGUCCCGCAGACGCCUCAGAUGAGACGGGGUGUGGUGUCUGGGGUCCCUGGAGCUCCUGGAGCCCCUGCAGCCGAAGCUGUGGAUCAGGAACCAUGAGCCGACAGAGACGCUGCAGCCGCGAGGAUUCAGACGAACACUGCAGGGGAGAGAAAACACAGCGACAGCAGUGCUACUCCACCGCCUGCCCCGUCGAUGGCUACUGGCUGCCGUGGGUCACGUGGUCGAACUGCAGUGAAGGUUGUGGUGGUGUUGAAGUUCGUCAGAGAGAGUGUUUCCCGCCGCAGAACGGAGGCAGAACCUGUGCAGAACUACCUGGAGAAACUCACCUGACUACUGACAUCAAGCCGUGUCCUCAGGACGGCUGCGCUAACGUCUCCUGUCCUGCGGGCCUCGUCAGACAUAGCUGUGCGCCGUGCCCUUUGACCUGCGCUCACGUAUCCGGGGCAACAACAUGUGACCACAACUCCAGGUGUUUCACAGGCUGCUGGUGUCCUGAUGGGACGGUCAUGAAUCACGAGCAGCAGUGUGUUCGGCCGGAGGAGUGUGUGUGUGAGGUGUCCGGGGUUCGAUACUGGCCCGGUCAGCAGGUUAAAGUGGGCUGUGACGUCUGUGUGUGUGAGCGAGGACGAGCCCAGCGCUGUCACACCAACCCAGAGUGCUCAGUUCACUGUGGCUGGUCGUCCUGGUCUCAGUGGGGCGAGUGUUUGGGUCCGUGUGGAGUUCAGAGCAUCCAGUGGUCUUUCCGCAGCCCGAAUAACCCCUUAAAACACGGCAACGGCCGACAGUGCCGAGGAAUUUACCGGAAAGCACGACGCUGUCAGACGGAGCCGUGCAGGGAGUGUGAAUAUCGUGGACACACUCAUGUGGUGGGAGAGCGCUGGAAAGGCGGUCAGUGUCAGAUGUGUCAGUGUUUGCCCAAUCUCAUGGUGCAGUGCAUCCCGUACUGUCCUUACACUGCCACUGGAUGCCCACAGGUGUGUGUGUGUGUGUGUGUUUUUUGCAUUAACACAACAAUAACAACAACAACACAAAAAAUACCCCCAAAAAAACACUCACACCCCACACAACAACAGAGCCCCCCUACCACCGUCCCGACAUACCCUCUGCCACCUGCAGAUGAGUGUUGGUCCGCUCUGGGCGUUCUCUCGCUACCCGCCAGCAGCUUCAGCGCCUCGUCCCAUCAGCCCGGUCACCCUCCGUCAGCGGGACGUCUGCACACUCGGGACCCCCACAGUGACCUGCAGGGCUGGAGCCCGGAGCCGGAGGAGUACAGAGAGCUCCCGGCCGGGACCCCUGAGGAGCACAGACACUCGUCACGCGGGCCGUACCUCCAGAUAGACUUGCUCAGACACUACAACAUCACAGGCGUGUUGACGCAGGGUGGCGGCGUGUUUGACACGUUUGUUUCCAGCUUCUAUCUGCAGUUCAGCAGCGACGGACGUCAGUGGUUCACAUAUAAAGAGCUGAUCACAGACGCCAGACCCAAAGCUAAGGUGUUUCAGGGAAACCGUGAUGACCGUGGCGUAGCUUUGGCCCGUCUGGACCGGAUGGUGUCGGCUCGCUUCGUACGAAUUCUGCCUCAUGAUUUUCAGAAUGGAAUCUAUCUGAGAGUCGAAAUCAUGGGCUGUGCUGAUGGAACUCGUCCUGCUCCUACCAGAAGGCCGGCGGUCUGUGCAUCGGGUCAGUUCUCCUGUCCUCCUCCAGGAGGCUGCAUUGAGGCACAGCGCCGCUGUGAUGGAGUUCCUCACUGUCCUGAUGGAGCUGAUGAGAGAGACUGCACACACACAAAUAUUACCCACGUCACCCCCACCGCCGCCCCUCUCAGGACACCCAGCAAGAAGCCUGUGACCACUCCGAGUGCCCUGACCACCACUGAAGGAGGACCUGGUCAGAAAGGUGUCUGUUCUUCUGCUCUGGGAUUGGAGGAUGGGCGUGUCCAUUAUGGUCAGCUGACCUCGUCCUCAUACAGAGAGAAUAAUCCUGCAGACGCAGGCCGGCUCAACGUCGUACCCAAUGUGAUGGUGAUGGAGCCAGGAUGGAGUCCGUUACCUGGAGACCCUCAUCCGUAUUUCCAGGUGGAUUUCCUGGAGCCCACCUGGAUUUCGGGUGUGGUGACGCAGGGCAGUGAACGCAUGUGGGGAUACCUGAGCAAAUACAGACUGGCCUUCGCUUUGGUGGAGAACCACUUCAUCAACUUCACUGAGACUGGAGACAGAGGCUCUCCUCCGAAGAUAUUUGAGGUGAGGAUGGUCAGCCGGACGCCCGUCACACGCUGGUUGGACAGACUGGUCCGAGCUCGGUUUCUCCGGAUCAUUCCUGUAGAGUUUCGCCACACUUUCUAUCUCCGUGUGGAGGUGCUGGGCUGUAGAGGAGAUGAGUUGGUCACCCCUAGUAGUGAAGUGACCACAGCGCCACCUGGUGUACCAGGAUUACAGACCCCCACCGGCCCAACGGGACGUCCUGGUCACUAUAACUACACCUCUGGACGUCCAGGACUUCACACCAAGAGCCCACAGGACGGCAGCCCAGGAGUGGCUCCACCGGCCCUCAUCACAACAGCGCCACCUGCUGUCGGUCCGACGGGAGAACCGGGCGUUCAUGUUCUGACGCCUACGCCCUACUUCAACACGACAGGAUUCUGGGAUACAUCUACACCCACUGAUGAUGGUUUACCCAGAGUAGUGUGCGUGGAAGGACAGUUCGCCUGCAGGACGUUCGGUUGUGUGGAAGCUGCUCUUGUGUGUGACGGCCGUGAGGACUGUCCCGACGGAUCUGAUGAAGAUCACUGUGGGUCUGUCACACCCUCUCAGCGCCCCCUGGUGCCCAAACUCUGCUCCUCCAAGCAGUUCAGCUGCUGGAGCGGUGAGUGUGUGAGUUUGGAUAAGAGAUGUGACCUGCGCAGAGACUGUGCCGACGGCUCGGACGAGAGCGACUGCUUCGACUGUGUUCUGUCUCCCUGGACGUCCUGGAGUCAGUGCAGUGUGUCGUGUGGUCUGGGGUCACUUUUCCGUCAGAGGAGCAUCCUGAGAGACGCCCGGUCGGGCGGAUCCUGCGGCGGCGCUCAGUUCGACAGCCGCGCGUGUUUCCUGCAGGCCUGUCCUGUGGACGGUCAGUGGUCAGAGUGGACACAGUGGUCCGGUUGUGACGUCCCGUGUGGUGGAGGACUGAUGGUGAGGAACAGGACCUGCUCGAACCCUCCGCCCAAAAACGGUGGGAGAGACUGUGAGGGGAUGAGCAGACAAACACAGACGUGUAACACGCAGACCUGCGGCCCGAACACAGACACACAGAGCGGCUGCACCGGAGGAAUGAUCCUGGUGGAGGAGUCGGAUUGUUUGGCUGGAAACAAUCUAUACCCUUACCCCCUCACGCUCCAUUCAGAGAGGAACUGCACCUUAAACUGCACUAAGGGAUGUCGUUGUCCUCCUGGGCUCUUCCUGCAAGAGGGCCGUUGUGUCAAUGCCAGUAAAUGUGAGUGUUUGUGGGAGGGUUCGGUCAUCCAGCCUGGACAGGAAGUCAGUAACGGCAGCUGCAGCACAUGUGUGUGUAAAGAAGGUCGUGUCACCUGUGAUGAAUCCAGCUGUGUCGCUCGCUGUGAUUGGUCGGCCUGGUCUUCAUGGACGUCAUGUGACAGCAGCUGUGGGACAGGAGUACAGCACCGUUACAGAUCUCCUCUGAGUCCAUUGGGAGCGGUGAAUGUGGAGCCGUGUGAAGGAGACUCUACUGAAGCCCGGCGGUGCUACACGUCCUGCUCAGAGGGUCCUGAGGGAGUGUCGUGGAGCGAGUGGACGCCGUGGUCCGAGUGCAGUAAGACGUGUUUUCAGCAUGUGGACGCUGUGGGACUGAGGCGGCGCUUCAGAAGCUGUAAUCACACACUCACCGGAGCGUCCUGUGAAGGAGACGCAGAAGAACACGAGCCGUGCAACACCAUCCACUGCCCCGUGCACGGCGGCUGGUCGUCCUGGUCGAGCUGGUCUGUGUGUUCAUCUGAGUGUGACUCUGGUGUUCAGACGAGAGAGCGCUUCUGUAGAUCUCCUCCGCCGCUGUACGAAGGCUUCGCCUGUCCCGGGCCGCACAUACAGACACGAGACUGCAACGUCCAGCCCUGCUCCGGUGUGUGUCCAGACGGUAUGAGCUUCCUGUCUAAGGCUCAGUGUGAGGAUCAGGGCGGUGCGUGUCCGCGAGUGUGUCUGGAUGCCACGGCGGAUGUGGAGUGUGCCACUGAGUGUUAUGAUGGCUGUUACUGUUCUCCUGGAUUCUAUCUGUUCAACAACACCUGUGUGCCCCUCCACCGCUGCCCAUGUUACCAUAAGGGGGCGCUGUACAUGCAGGGAGACAGCGUGCCCAACGACAGCUGUAACAACUGCACGUGUGUUAAUGGAGAGAUGCAGUGUGGAACAGCGCCCUGCCCUGUGGAUUGUGGGUGGAGUGAGUGGACGGUCUGGAGCGCAUGCAGUCGCACAUGUGACGUGGGCAUCAGACGCCGCUAUCGUUCAGGAACCAAUCCAGCGCCGGCGUUUGGUGGCCUUUCUGUGAUCUUUGUGUUGUGUUCUCUGUGUUCAGGAGUGAAGGGCCCGUGGAGCCCGUGGUCCGAGUGUUCGGUUCCCUGUGGAGGAGGAUACAGGAGCAGAACCAGAGGUCCGGUCAGGACUCACGGGACGCCUCAGCAGUUCAGCGCCUGUAACCUGCAGCCCUGCGGGAACGGAAGCGCUUGUACAGACGGUCAGGAGUGGGCCGUGUGUGUGAGAGAGGAGCUGCUGUGCUCAGAUUUAGGGACGGAGGUCCAGAGAAACACCAGCUGUCUGCCCGGGUGCCAGUGUCCCGACGGAUCGGCCCUACAGGAUGGCGAGUGUGUGUCUCUGUCGCUCUGUCGCUGUCAUGUUGAUGGAGAGCAGCACAAACCCGGAGCCACAGUCACCAAAAACUGCAACAACUGCACGUGUGAAUCAGGAAAGCUGGUGGACUGUCUGAGUGUGGAGUGUGACGUGGAUGGCGGCUGGUCGUCCUGGACUCCGUGGAGUGUGUGUUCUGUGACGUGUGGUGCUGGUCUGCAGUCACACUAUCGCUUCUGUUCGGAUCCGGAGCGAGCUGGGAACGGACUGCCCUGUGUGGGACCGGACCGAGAGGACAGAGUGUGCGCUUCAACACCCUGCAGCCGAGACGGAGGCUGGAGUCACUGGACGUCCUGGACAGACUGCAGUAAGUCGUGUGGUGGAGGAGUGAGGAGCCGCAGACGGGACUGUGAUCAGCCCUUCAGAGGAGGAGACGGAGACUACUGUGAAGGACUGGGAACAGAAGUCAUCCUGUGUAACACACAACACUGUCCAGUGUCGUCAUGUGCACACGUGCCAGGAAGUGUGUUCAGCGCCUGCGGACCCUCGUGUCCACGAUCAUGUGACGACCUCACUUACUGUGAGUGGCGCUGUGAGCCGGGCUGUUACUGCACGGAUGGUAAAGUUCUGGACUCAAACGGGACGGAGUGUGGUACACAGAGACACCAGCCCCAUGUCCCUGACUGUACGCACACACAACAAAAAAAGAACGUCCCCACCUGUGAGGGAGGGAGACUCGUCUGCGGUGAACAGCCGUGUCCAGUGGAUGGAGGCUGGUGUCAGUGGUCCGAAUGGACGCCCUGCUCAAAGACCUGCGGGAUGGAGUGGGUGUCCCGCUACAGGAGCUGCGCCUGUCCUGAACCCAAAUCAGGAGGAGCGGCGUGUCCAGACCAGCAGGAGGAACACACCGGACUGGGAGUCCAGAUACAGAGACAGCCGUGCCCAUCCGUCUCCUUCUGCCCCGUCCACGGCUCAUGGGGCUCCUGGAGCUCGUGGUCAGACUGUGACGCGUGUGCAGGUGUGUCUGUCAGACAGAGGGAGUGUAACAGUCCUCCAGCACGCUUCGGCGGUCUGUCCUGCCUCGGAGAGAGUCGACAGAGCCGCGGCUGUCAUGAUAACAUCACCGUCUGCUCAGACUGUGAGGGAGGACAGGAGCAGUGGCCGUGUGGGAAGCCCUGUCCGCGCUCCUGCUCCGAUCUGCACGGAGACACCGAGUGUGUGGAUUCACCGGGAUGCAGCUGGACCUGCGGGUGUCCAGGAGACAUGCUGCUGCAGGACGGCCUGUGUGUGGACAGAGAGCAGUGCCGCUGUAAAUAUCACAACAUCAGCGCAGGAAUAGAUACAGGCAAUGUUUCCUGGUCAAGGCCGGAUGCAUCAGACUGGCAGCAUGUGGCUCCAGGAGAAACCAUCAGCACUGACUGUCAGAACUGCACCUGUGAAGCAGGUGUCCUUCAGUGUGACUCGGUUCCUGGUUGCCAUGUCGACGGCAGCUGGGGCCAAUGGGCUAACAUCCCAAAAUUCACGUGGUCAGCCUGCACCGUCAGCUGUGGAGGAGGGUCUCAGAGCCGUAGCCGAUCCUGCCGGACCACACCCUUCUCGCACAAGACACCACAGAAAAACACCUAAAACACAAAUAUUUGUUCAGAGGUGGGCUGUCCUCCAGGCCGUCUCUAUCGGGAGUGUGAGCGCGGUGAAGGCUGUCCGUUCAGCUGUUCUCAGGUCAGCGGCCACGAGGGCUGUUAUUCUGAGGGCUGUGAGGAGGGCUGCCACUGUCCGCUCAACACCUACCAGCACAACGGAUCCUGCGUUUAUGAGUGUCCAUGUCUGGUGGACACUGACUUCCUGAACUCUUUACAAAGCGUGUCGGCGACCCCUGACCUGACCCCUGACCUCCAGAACAUCACACUGGGGUCCGAGCUGCUGUCUGGAGAGGAGCUGAUGCAUGAAUGCAGUUCCUGCUCGUGUGAACAUGGACUGUGGAACUGCUCUCUGGCUCCGUGUCCCCGUGAUGGAGGUCUGUCUCCUUGGGGCCCCUGGGGCCCGUGUUCACUCAGCUGUGGGGGCCUCGGUCAGAAGACUCGCAGCAGAAGCUGUAACCAGCCCAGUCCUGCUCACGGGGGCCGAGACUGUGACGGGCCCCUGCUGGACACAACCUACUGCCAGACACCCGACUGCCCACUGGUACCAGUUCCGACAGAGGAACCAUCUUUACCAGACGAGGAUGCUGGUUUCUCUCAGUGGACGGCAUGGACUUCGUGCUCCAGAACCUGCAGUGAUCCAGCUUCUCCUGCUCUGAAGCUCCGUACGAGGAAGUGUGUUCUUGAACGCUGCUCUGGAGAAACCCGACAGGAGCAAGUCUGUAACCUGCCCCAGUGUCCUGAUGGUGGUGUGUGUCAGGGUCCUGAAUGCGCUCACAGGAACUGCUCCUGGAUGAAGUGGGGCGAGUGGAGCUCCUGCUCUCGCUCCUGCGCCGCCGUAAAUCACCAGCGCUUCCACAACAUCCUCGCCCCCAACGUCAAAAACACCUGGUGUCAGGACAUCCUGGGUGGCAACGUGGAAAACCGCUUCUGUAAUAUUCGGGCCUGCCGCGUGGACGGAGGCUGGUCUCGCUGGAGCUCUUGGUCCCGCUGUGAUAAAUCCUGCGGCGGUGGACGCUCCAUCAGGACACGCUCCUGUUCCAGCCCUCCACCCAAAAACGGAGGCCGCAAAUGCACAGGAGAGAAGAACCAUGUCAAACCCUGCAACACCAAACCCUGCGAUGAUGAGGGCUGUCCGGCGGGGCAGGAGUUUGUGUCGUGUGUUAAUGAGUGUCCUCAGCGCUGCUCAGACCUGCAGCAGGGCAUCGAGUGUCAGAGAAACACUGAGUGUCAGCCGGGCUGCCGCUGUCCUCGAGGUCAGUUGCAGCAGGAUGGCGUGUGUGUCCAGACGUGGCAGUGUGACUGUUUGGACGCGUUGGGUCAGAGCUGGGGCUGCGCAGACGGGCGGCUCACCUGCACCAAUCACACCUGCACAGGAGAACACAGCUGCACCUGGAGCUCCUGGUCCACCUGGGCCUCCUGCAGCUCCCUGCGGCUGGGCCUCCUGCCCACCUGCGGCCCUGGACAGAGGACUCGAUUCAGAUCUCUGGUUCCUGAGGAUGACGGUGCAAACUGCCAGUUCGAGGAAGUCCAGCACAAACCAUGUGACCUCGGCGCGUGUCCCCCGCUGUGUGUCCAUGAUGAGCAGGAACUGUCUGUCGGAGACACCUGGUUAGAAGGGGAAUGUAAACAAUGCACCUGCAUCCCUGAAGGAGACUAUUGCCAAAAUAUAGACUGUCGAGUGGACGGUGGAUGGACCCCGUGGUCUGUGUGGUCAGACUGUCCCGUGACGUGUGGGAAGGGUAAACAGAUCCGCACCCGCGCCUGUAUCAACCCUCCACCACGAAACAACGGCACCGACUGCACUGGACCUGAGAGAGACACCCGGGACUGUCACGCUGCACCUUGUCUUGAUGACCUUUGCCCCUGGUCCCCGUGGUCGUCCUGUUCGCGCAGCUGCGGCGCAGGCCUGAUCUCCAGACGCCGUCAGUGUGUGUGUGAGGAGACAGGAGAGCACGCUUGUCCUCCAGACGUCCAGAGGGACGCAGAGGAGACGCAACUGUGUUAUAAGAGACCCUGUCCAGCCUGUCCCAUGUCUGAAUGGAGCGCGUGGAGCGACUGCUCCUGUGUGUCUCAGUAUCAGCAACGCUUUCGUGCUCCGCUCAUCUCGGCCAGCGGUGGGCAGCACUGCUCUGAUCUCGAGAGACAGAGCCGGCCCUGCAAACCUGACAACUGCACAGAUUGUGAGAAACCCUUCCUGUUCUCUGAAUGUGGAUCUCCAUGUGAGAAACACUGUGAUCUGUUGGGUCAAACGCACUCGUGUUCGUCCCAGAACUGCACACCCGGCUGCUUCUGUGCUGAGGGUCUCCUGCAGCAGAACGGAUCAUGUGUCGGUCCGGAUCAGUGCGGCUGUGUCCAUCUCCUCCAUCAGGGCUCAGACAGACCUGUGGCCGUGACUGUCCCGCAGGGGGCGCUGCUGACCGUGGGCUGCAGAACAUGUCUUUGUCAUGACGGCUCUCUGCAGUGUGAUUUACGGGAAUGUGAAGUGAUGGUCAGCGAGUGGUCAGAAUGGACCUCCUGCUCUCCGUGUAUCCCAGCAUCCUCCGGCGGGAACGCUUCGGGGCUGGUGUCGCUCCAGCGGCGCUUCCGGGCCUGUCUGGACCUGGACUCUGGUCUGCCGGUCAGCAGGAGAGAGGAGGAGUGUGAUGAAGAGCUGGAGGAAGAGCGAAUCUGCCCACAGUCUGACAUCUGCACCGAUGUGUGUCACUGGAGCUCAUGGAGCGGCUGGAGUGUGUGUAAAGAUCCCUGCAGCGGAGGAUACCGGCAGAGAGAGCGCCGACCUCUGACCUCUGACCCCGGACCACACUGCAGGAACCUACAGACGCAGUCUCAGAGCUGCAACACUGGCCUCUGUCCCGGUGAGCAUUGUGAGGACAGGGGGCGGGUCUUUGAUGACUCCUGCGCCAAUCAGUGUCCCCGCAGCUGCGCUGACCUGUGGGAUCACGUCCAGUGUCUGCAGGGCACCUGUCAUCCAGGCUGCCGCUGUCCAGACGGCCGGCUCUUGCAGGACGGAGGGUGUGUGCGGGUGGACGAGUGUCGCUGUGGGCUUCCGCUGGAGAACGGGACGCUGGAGAUCCGACCCGGAGAGAACGUCACCGUCAGCUGCAACACCUGUGUGUGUGUAAACGGCUCUCAAACGUCUACCUAUCACGUAUACCACCUACGUCCCGUCUACGGUCCGUGGGGAUCGUGGAGUGAGUGUUCGGUGUCAUGUGGGACAGAGGGACAGAGGACACGCAGACGGUCCUGCAAACACACGACCGGAGGACCGACCUGUGCCAGCACUAUCCAGAGUGAAAGCUGCUCACUGCUGCCCUGUCCAGCCGGCUGUGUGGUGAGCGAGUGGUCAGCCUGGACUGACUGCAGCGCCUCCUGUGGUGGAGGAGUGUCACUGCGCAGGAAGACGGUCCUACAGGAGCCAGAGCCUGGGGGUCUGAGCUGCCCCGGACCCCUGGAACAACACACCGCAUGCAACACCAACAGCUGCCUGCCCGAUUGUCCUGCUGGUCAGGUGUUCAGCUCUUGUGCAGGAUCCUGUCCGUACAGCUGUGAGGAUCUGUGGCCCCAAAAUCAGUGUGUGCCGCUGACCUGCAGUCCUGGGUGCAGCUGCCCGCCUGGAGCUGUGAUGCUCAACGGAAGCUGCGUUCCUCAAUCCCAGUGUCCUUGUUCUGUUGUCUCGCUCCCGCUGAUGUCCCACAACCUCACCCAGGACCUCCAGGAACAGGAAGCUCCUGCAGGAACCGUCAUUCCAGACUCCUGCAACUCAUGUGUCUGUGAAGGUGGGAUCUUUACAUGCACUAACGAGUCAUGUGACGAGGACUGUGAGUGGAGCAGCUGGUCAGCGUGGAGCUCUUGCUCAGCGUCCUGUGGAUCUGGGCAGCAGUUCUCCAGCCGCUCGAUACGGCGCCAGCGGCAGUACGGAGGACAGGAGUGUGAGGGACCAUCACACACUUCACGAGUCUGCAGGGGCCCUGAAUGUGCAUGUCCAGAUGGUGAGCGUUGGCUCUGGAGUGAGUCCAGACUGGGGCGAGUGUGUGAGAGGGGGUGUUUGGACCUGUACAGCCCUGAACCACUCAACUGCACGGGCCCCGGAGCCACAGAGGGCUGUGUGUGUGAGGAGGGCCGGUAUCGGAGCCUGGAGGGCCGGUGUGUGAUUCCAGCACUGUGUCAGUGUGAAGAGGAAGACGGGACGCUUCGAGAGCCGGGGUCCGAGUGGGUGGACGGCUGUCAGUCCUGUCGCUGUAUCAAUGGCCAGAAACACUGUCAAUCAAACUGUCCUCCCCUUCACUGCUCUGAGGGUGAAGUGAAGGUGCUGGAAGCGGAGAGCUGCUGUCCCGUGUGCCGCAGAGAGUUUCCAGAGGAUCCGGUUGCCGAGUGCCGUCGUUACACUGAGGUCAGGAACAUUACCAAGGGCGACUGUGGCCUGGACAACGUGGAGGUCAGCUUCUGCAGAGGGCGCUGUUUGUCCCGGACCGAUGUCAUUCUGGAGGAGCCGUAUCUGCAGGCGUUCUGUGACUGCUGCAGCUACAGGCUGGACCCGCAGAACCCUGUGCGCUUCCUCAGCUUACAGUGCGCCAGCGGAGACGUCGAGCCCGUCGUUCUGCCAGUCAUUCACAGCUGCGAGUGCACCAGCUGCCAGGGUGGGUAA